This is a messenger RNA of Cylindrotheca closterium, 1209 nucleotides long. Lineage: Eukaryota; Bacillariophyta; Bacillariophyceae; Bacillariales; Bacillariaceae. The record is from the annotation of a GenBank genome assembly.
AUGUCAGAGAAACCAACAGUUCUAAUCAUCGGUGCCGGAUUUGGAGGUCUCGGCUGUGCCCGUCAAUUCGUCAAGAAUGGAGCGGCCAAGGAUUUCAAUGUCAUCUUGGUCGAAAAAGGUGAACAUUUCUCCAUUGGAGGAAUGUGGCAAUUUGUUUGGAACUCUCGACUGACAAUGGAAGAAACCAUGUUUCCCUUGUCCAAGGCUAUUUUACCUGGUAUCAAGGUCCGCACCAAAACCACCGUGUCCAAGUGGUCACCCCAAGACAAGAAGGUUGUAUUGACAAACGGAAGCACCAUCAGCUACGACCACAUUGUCUUGUCGCCUGGUGUGGUUCCGGAUCCCAAAGACGUACCAGGAAUUGAAAACUUUGUAAAUAUUUGUUCCAUUGAUCACGUGGCCAAGCAGAAGCAAGACCUGGAGGAAUUGGUGGCCAAAGCCAAAACUGAAAAGGUUACCUUUUGCUUGGCCAUUAGUGUCAACCCGUACAAAUGUCCACCAGCUCCCUAUGAAUUGGCCCUGUUGGUGGAUGAGUAUGUUCGAAAGGCUGGUGUACGUGACAAUGUGCGUGUAGUCCUUACUUGUCCCGUCGAAUACAGCAUGCCCCCCAAUACCAAAUCGGUUGUACUUGGUGCAUUGAAGGAACAAAAUGUCGAAUUCCUCAACAAAAAAGAGCUGGAAAAGGUAGACAGUAACUUGCUCCACUUUAAGGAUGGGAGUGAUCCACUUGCCUUUGACGUUUUGUGGGGUGUCUGGCCCAUUCGGGCGCCUGAUUUUAUCCAAGAGUCUGGUUUGAAAAUUAAUCCAAAGGGAACCAUUACGGUGGACGACAAGGUGAGCAAUACGAUUGGUACUGGCGCUCCUGGUGCCCACAUUAUUGGCGACGCUUGUCGAGUCCCCUUUGGACAAGCCGGAAUUCCAAAAGCUGGUGAAUUUGCCUGGAAGAUGGGAAUCUCUGUUGCGGAUGAUAUUGCGGGCAAGCGCCAACCAGCGGAUCGGUCAGGACAGUGUGCGGCGGAAGCUGGAUUUGGAAAGGGAAUUGUCUUGUCUCCCAACUUUUCGGAUGUCUGCAACGAUCCAGAGAAUGGAAAACCAAAGGUGGGGAUCGAGUCAGUGGAGGAUGGUACGGAUCGAAAAGUGGCAUGGUGCAAUGGAUAUUUGAAAGACAUAUUUGGAGAAAAUGUCAAGCCAGUAGUAUUGAGGGACUAG